UACAUACCGUAUGACUAACUUGUGAAGUACUUCCGGUCUCUAUCAGGCUUCCUUUCAAAGUAUCUGUGGACCGCAGAAAGGAAAAUACAAAUGUUGGCGACCAGGGCCCUGAGUCUUGUUGGCAAACGCGCCAUUUCCACAGCUGUCUGCCUACGUGGAGGUCAUGGUGUCGCCAAGGUGGAGGCCUAUAGUCUCCCUGUCUACCUUGACAGUCGGGAUAACCCCCUCCCGGAUAUCCGCUUUGUGCAGAACCUGAGUGCAGACCAGAAGUCCCUCAAGGAGAAGGAGAAGGGGUCAUGGGCUGCACUCUCCAAUGAGGAGAAGAUUGCAUUGUAUCGCAUCAGCUUCAAGGAGAGCUUUGCUGAGAUGAACCAGGGAUCUUCUGAGUGGAAGUCUGUGGUUGGUGGAGUGUUUUUCUUCAUUGGCUUUACUGGUCUGGUGGUGCUCUGGCAGAGGAAAUAUGUGUAUGGACCAGUUCCUCACACACUUGAUGAUGAGUAUAAAGAGAAACAGCUGCAGAGGAUGUUGGACAUGAGAAUCAACCCUGUGCAGGGAUUCUCUGUAAACUGGGACUACGAAAACAAGCAGUGGAAGAAGUAAAGUAACGAGCAAAUAAUGUUUCACAUUUGAAAAUAAAAGCAGACCAAUUAAAGAUCCAAGAACACCUGCAUUACUGUAUUUAUCAAUGGUCCACUUUACCUCAUUGUGGAAGACCACUUCCUCUUACGUUCAUUGUAUGUUAAAAAAAUAAAAUAAAACAUUAAUCUAAA
This is a messenger RNA of Dunckerocampus dactyliophorus (ringed pipefish), 770 nucleotides long. RefSeq names its product cytochrome c oxidase subunit 4 isoform 1, mitochondrial (gene cox4i1). Lineage: Eukaryota; Metazoa; Chordata; Actinopteri; Syngnathiformes; Syngnathidae. The coding region runs from base 91 to 600 and encodes 169 amino acids. Gene Ontology annotation, biological process: mitochondrial electron transport, cytochrome c to oxygen. The transcript is spliced from 5 exons. The record is from RefSeq and is a predicted model, not a curated record.